This is a messenger RNA of Alnus glutinosa, 1746 nucleotides long. Its product is annotated as RING-H2 finger protein ATL3-like. The transcript has a single exon. Bases 400 to 1305 code for a protein of 301 amino acids. NCBI's taxonomy places the organism in Eukaryota, Viridiplantae, Streptophyta, Magnoliopsida, Fagales, Betulaceae. The record is from RefSeq and is a predicted model, not a curated record.
UCUCCUCCUCCGAAAAGUCCAAGUCUUUGCGUCCAAACUGGAUGGUUUUUACGCUUUGCUUCUUUCUUUGAAAGCUCUCACGUCUUUGCCCACCUCAUUCCUCGACAGUCAACCCAAAGAACGAGUCUAACUUCCUCUCCAAUUUCUCUUUCUACUACCCUAUUUAAACCUCCUUCAUUCAUCACCCUCAAAACCCUGGCUACUUUUUUAGCGCGGGAUUUGGACAAUUCUGAGAGAAACCCCGUUUGGGUUUUGGCCUAUUUAUUUUUUUAUUUAUUUAUUUUUUGUGAGUUCACAGCUUUUGUGGAUUCUGAAUCUUUCUGGGAUUUCAACUGAAUCCUUGGCUAAUACAGUAAUUGGGGUCUCAGAAAAACAAAAGAAGAAGUUUGGUAAACAAGCAUGGAUUACUCGUCUGAUCCAAAAUUGGAUGACUCGGGAGUCGUAGAGCUUACCGGGAAGAUAAUGGUGGUAGCCAUAAUAGUGCUCUUCUUCGUCGUGGUGUUCGUCCUCUUUCUCCAUCUCUACGCCAAAUGGUUCUGGUGGCGCAUUGACGAAGCAGCCCCUAAUCCUCCUCGCCGCCGCCGCCGCCGCUUCGUCUUCGCCCCCGGCCAAGACCCGGCAAUCGCCGCCACCCUGAGAAGAGGGCUCGAGCCCUCUGUCCUCCGCUCGCUUCCCGUGUUGAUAUUCGAUCCACAAGCCUUCAAAGAUGGGUUGGAGUGCGCGGUUUGCCUAUCUGAGCUUGUGCAGGGAGAGAAAGCUCGGCUGCUUCCCAAAUGCAAUCAUGGAUUUCAUGUAGAUUGCAUUGACAUGUGGUUCCAGUCCCACUCCACCUGCCCGCUUUGCCGGAACCCGGUUGCUCCUGAAAGCUCAAUCUCCGACACUAGUACUGCUGAGGUAGCAGAGGAUGUUGAUUCACCAGGAGAGAAUUUGGUUUCUGGGUUUUCCACAGAAUCUCCGAAUUUCCCCACAAACGUGUUGUUUUGGGGAAACCAGACUCAGGUGAGUUCUGGGGGUGCUUGUUUGGAAGAAGGCCCUUCUUCUCAAUGCCCUCCUUGUCCGUCGUCGUCUUCGUCAUCAUCGGUGCCGGCGGAUGGAAUGUUGGUGAUUGAUAUACCAAGGCAGUUGACUGACAACUUGCCAUCGGUAUCCCCUUCGGCUAGCAGGUUUUCCGAGGAGGAAUCAAAGUCGCCGGUGACUACGAGACUCAGGUCAUUGAAGAGGCUUUUGAGCAGGGAUAGAAGAGCAAGUCCUUGCAGUCCCGGUUCUGUUGAUGUUGAACAAGCAGCAGGGAGAGGACAGAGCUAGAAAGCAAGCUCCUAAUUAGAUUGAACAUAUUGGAUAGUAUAGAAUAUAGAUGAGAACUCAGUGCAAGAUUAUCGGAAUAAUUGAUUCCGGUAAUGAGAAAUUGUUACUUGGAAGUUCCUCAUGUUCAUGUCGGGUUCUACCAUCCCUGAGAAUUGCUACUUCUUUUGAGGGAGAAUUAAAACUCCCCAUGUUUUUUUUUUUUUUUUUUUUUUUCUCAAUUUUCUUUUAUUUUUGAUCUUGACAUAGAUAACUAAGAGCUCGAGGUUGAAAUCUCCACAAUCUGACUCUCUGGUUAUGCAGAAAGGUUGUAUAUCUGUUCUUGAGACAGAAUUGAACAGUUACUUGAAAUGUCAAAUAUUGUAUGAAAGUAAGUAAAAUAGGCUUCGCUGUGUUAAAGAGGGUGGGGAAAUCCAUCUUCUAAACCAGUUGUAUUAUUUUGCA